Messenger RNA from Meloidogyne enterolobii, 635 nucleotides. The record is from the annotation of a GenBank genome assembly. Lineage: Eukaryota; Metazoa; Nematoda; Chromadorea; Rhabditida; Meloidogynidae.
UUUUUAUUUUUUUUAGAAUUAUGGAAAACGUUAAUCUUUGCAAAAUCUGUCGAACAAAUAUUAUUGAAUUGAUGUCAUCAAAUGGCACAACAAAUAAAAUAAAUUUAUUAGAAUCUUCUUCAGAUAAUUGUGCUUUUUGUUUUGGUUUAUUAUGUGAUGAAGAAUUACACGAACAAAUAGCAAACGAAGCUUUGAGGAAAUUUUUGUUAGAAAAAUUUGAUGGAAAUACUUUUAUUUUAGCCAUAAAUAUGCCAAUUACUCAAAUUUUUCGUGAAACAAUUUUACAAAAAUUAUAUGAUUAUGGAAGAUGGGCACCAGGUUCAAUGUCUCCAAAAGAAUUACUUUCACGUUGUUUAAUGGGGAAAAUAGCUGAGAAAACAAAACUUCGUCCAACACUUAAUUCUGAUUUAAUCUUGACUGUUUCUUUCGAAAAUGAUGAAUUUAUGGAAAGUGAUUUUAAUUUUGCUUUACUAAAUUUUCCGAAUCAAUUUAAUUCUACGAAUAAAAAAAGAAGAAAAUUAAAUAAUGAAAAUAAUAGAGACAAAAAUUAUUUAAAUGAUAAUUCUGAUUUUUCUCAAUUAUUAACUAAAGUGAAAGUUCGUUCAUUGCCAAUGACUAACGAGAUUGCACGGUAA